This is a messenger RNA of Racocetra persica, 422 nucleotides long. Lineage: Eukaryota; Fungi; Glomeromycota; Glomeromycetes; Diversisporales; Gigasporaceae. The record is from the annotation of a GenBank genome assembly.
AGCUCAAGGAUGUUGGUAUAAAAAUAGUUCAGUUAAAAUAUUUGAAACAAGGUGAUAAGGAGUCUGUUAGAGAAUAUAUGAAUAGAUAUGAAGCUUGUGCUGAAAUUGUUGAAAACUAUUAUCCUAAAGAUAAUACAAAGGCAAAGAAAAAAGCGUUAGCUAUAGAAGAAUAUAAGAAAGAAAAGAAUUAUAAAUAUGAAGAUCAGCCUGCAUCUGAGGAUACACUUUAUUCCAAUAAGCUUGAUAUAGAUAUUGACAAGUUUACAGAAGCAAGUUUCAAAAGUCCUAGUGAAUAUCUAAAAGUGAAGAUGGCAGAUGAUGAUGUGAGCUAUAAUUUGAGACUUGUAGAUAAAAAGAAAAAAGAUGAUAAUCUGGAAAAGAAGUAUCUGUAUAGACAACCAAGAUUAAUAGUGACUUUGUGA